UUUCUUACAAGACGCAAGUGCCAACUUCUUCUGUCUCAACUUGUCGUCUUCCUUUUAUACGAAUCUCCCCAAAAGCCCUAGCUUAAAUCCUAAUCACCCCCGCCUCUCUCUCUCCCCUCAAGAUGACGUCUCUCGAAGAUGGUUUCCCGGCGGAGAAGCUCUUCUCUCAGGGAUACUCCUACACCUACGACGACGUCAUCUUCCUCCCUCACUACAUCGACUUCUCCACCGACGCCGUCUCCCUCUCCACGCGACUCAGCCGGCGCGUGCCCCUCUCCAUCCCCUGCGUCUCCUCUCCGAUGGACACCGUCUCAGAGUCUCACAUGGCCGCCGCGAUGGCCUCCCUCGGCGGGAUCGGGAUCGUCCAUUACAACUCCGACAUCGCCGCUCAGGCGUCGGUGAUCCGACAAGCCAAGUCGCUGCGUCAUCCGAUCGCUUCCGACGCCGGCGUGAAGCUCCCGGAGUACGAGAUCACUUCGUUGGACGCCUUUGGUCCUUCCUCCUUCGUCUUCGUCACGCAAUCAGGAACAAUGACGGUUCCGAAGCUGUUAGGCUACGUCACGAAAGCUCAGUGGAAAAAGAUGAACUACGAGCAAAGAGAGAUGAAGAUAUAUGAUUACAUGAAGAGCUGUGAAGGCAGCGAGUAUUGUCUACCAUGGGACAUUGACAUUGAAAAGAUCGAAGCUUUGUUAGAAGAUAAGCAAAAGGGCUUUGUGGUUCUCGAAAGGGACGGUGAGACUGUGAAUGUUGUGACGAGAGACGACAUAGAGAGGGUCAGAGGGUAUCCCAAGUCAGGGCCAGGGACUGUUGGUUUAGACGGGGAGUGGAUGGUUGGUGCGGCGAUAGGGACGAGGGAGUCCGAUAAGGAGAGGCUGGAGCAUUUGGUUAAAGCUGGGGCUAAUGUUGUGGUGUUGGAUAGUUCUCAAGGGAACUCUAUUUACCAGCUUGAGAUGAUUAAGUAUGUGAAGAAGAGUUAUCCUGAGUUGGAUGUGAUUGGUGGAAACGUUGUGACGAGUUACCAGGCGCAGAACUUGAUUCAAGCUGGAGUUGAUGGGUUGAGAGUUGGUAUGGGGUCUGGUUCGAUUUGUACCACACAAGAGGUUUGCGCGGUUGGUCGUGGACAGGCUACUGCUGUGUACAAGGUUUGUUCACUCGCUGCUCAGAGUGGGAUUCCGGUUAUAGCGGAUGGUGGUAUCUCAAACUCAGGUCACAUUGUAAAAGCUCUAGUACUCGGAGCAUCAACUGUUAUGAUGGGAAGCUUCUUAGCCGGAAGCACUGAGGCUCCUGGGUCUUACGAGUAUAAGAAUGGUAAGAGGAUCAAGAAGUACCGUGGAAUGGGAUCGCUAGAAGCAAUGACAAAAGGAAGUGAUCAGAGAUACUUAGGAGACAAAACAAAUCUCAAGAUUGCUCAAGGAGUGGUUGGUGCAGUGGCUGAUAAAGGAUCAGUGUUGAAGCUGAUUCCUUACACAAUGCACGCGGUGAAGCAAGGUUUUCAAGACCUUGGUGCUUCUUCCUUGCAAUCUGCUCAUGAUCUGUUGAGAUCUAACGUCCUCAGGCUCGAGACUCGAACCGGUGCAGCACAGAUCGAAGGUGGAGUUCACGGUCUUGUUUCUUAUGAGAAGAAAUCAUUUUAAGCUUUGCCCAAAAAUUUUGAGGGAUAUGUUUUGAGUUAUUCACAUACUAUUGCUCAUGUUACAUUUUUCAUUUUUAUUUAUUUUAACAUUUUUAAACA
Brassica oleracea var. oleracea is the source of this 1732-nucleotide messenger RNA. RefSeq names its product inosine-5'-monophosphate dehydrogenase 1. Gene Ontology annotation, cellular component: cytoplasm. The record is from RefSeq and is a predicted model, not a curated record. Gene Ontology annotation, molecular function: IMP dehydrogenase activity. Lineage: Eukaryota; Viridiplantae; Streptophyta; Magnoliopsida; Brassicales; Brassicaceae. The transcript is spliced from 5 exons. Bases 123 to 1634 code for a protein of 503 amino acids. Gene Ontology annotation, biological process: GTP biosynthetic process.